GCUUUGUUUACUUUUGAGAGGGAUGGGUGCUGGGAAACGGAAGUAAGCUCUUUGUUGAAAAAUGGAGUUUCGCUGGGGAAUGAACCUUUGAAAGUGAUAUAUUUAAUGGAAAAGUUGCUGAGCUGUUUGGUGUCGAGAUUUUACGUUAAUCAAAUCCUGAACAAUAGAAUCUCGGGAAGAACCUGCCCCAGGUGAUUUGACAAGAUGGGUGUGAAGCUAUUCAAGUGGUCAGCAGUGAUCAUAACAUGUGCUGCUCAGAAGGAGGCUACUGCUCUAACACAAGAGCUAGUGAUGCUGCAGCAGAAGGGUCACCUGUACGCCGACACGCUGUGUCUGGCAGUGCCCGACCCGUCGCCGGAGCUGGGCAGCGGAGGGGUGACGCUCAACGCGCUGCUGGUGGCCGCUGAGCACCUCAGCGCUGCCGCCGGACACACCGCGCUGAACCCUGACCUGCUGCGCGGCGGCAGUCUGCUGAUGCUACACAUGGGCCGACGGUAUGUAUACGAGCCCGGCGGUAAGGGAUUCGUCACUCUGGGCUGCCAGCAGGACGUCAAGGGCGGCGGCGUCAUCAACAACAACCUGCUGCACAUCAUACACAUCUGCUCAGAGCUGGCGUCCCGCUCCCCGGCCGGUGUGUGGGUGGCCAACACGGACAACUACCUACACGGUCGUCUGUCGGAGCUCAGCGCGGUCCGGGUGCCCGCCGACUGUCACGCGGCUCUGGUCUCCGUGGCCGCCUCUCCCGAGUACGCCCAGAGCCAUGGCGUGAUGGAUGUGGCCGAGGAUGGUACUGUGAGACAGCUGCUCUACCAGGCCGACGUCAAGACGCUCAAGGCGAUGUCCUCCCAGCCGGAGCUGCACCUGGUGGCCGGUCUGGUGUACCUGUCUCCGCCGGUGGCAGUCAGUCUGCUCAGUCUGCACGUGGUGGCUCCUCUGGACGGCUGCACCUACAUGGGCGUGGACAGCGGCGUCUCAUCGCUGCAGAUGUCGCUGUACUUUGACAUGCUGGUGGCGAUGGCGGCCAAUGUCACGGAGGAAGAGUUCUGCUCGGGUCUCUGCGGCAAGACGUACCACCUGAGCAGUCGUCUGACUCAGGCCACCAAAGACCGGAUGCGCGUGGCCAGGGCCCUGGUGUGGACUGAGCUGCGCCGGUACCGCCUCCGCGCGCUCCGUCUGCCCGGCUUCACCCACACCUACCUGACGGACCGCCUGCCGCUGGCUGACAACCUCAUCCAGCGCUACAGCGACGAGCCGCUCCACUUCCACUGCUACAUCGCCCAGAAGGACCCGGCCCAGCCGCGGCUGUCGCGCACCUUCGAGAAAAAAGACGGACACGGACAGCACAAAUACCACAAACACGAUAGGCGCGGUCGGCAUGACCUACAGCAGAACGAGUGGAGUGACACGACGGUCAUCAACUCCAAGCUGACGUACGAGGUAAAGGGCGGUGACGAGAGCGGCGGCGACGGCAGCACCGUCAUGAACAGCAACAUAAAGUGCGGCCUGCUGGCGCUGGGCAAGAACGUCUACAUCUCGGGCAUCUACCUGCAGAGGAUCAAGGCGCUGAUUCUGCAGGACAACCUGGCACUGAUCGGCUACCAGGACUUUAAGAUCCACCGUGAAGACCGCUGUGUCUACCCGCCCUGCCACGGCCUGACGUACGCCUGUGCGCUGUUCGGCACCGGUGACCAGCUGUUCCUGCCGCAUACCGACCCGUGCGCCACCUACCUCAACCGGCCCUGGAGGGAGUUCUUCAAACGGAAGGCGGUCACACCGGAGGAUAUCUGGAGCAGCGACCUACCGGCCAGCCGUCGCACGCUGUACGAGGCCCGCCUGUUCCCGCUGCUCAGCUCGCCGGACCACUGGACGGCGCUGAUGGUCCUGCAGGACAUUGACCUGUGCUGCGGCCCGGCUCACAAAUGGUUCAGGGAGUACCGGCCCGAGAGCUGGUCGGCCGUCACCAGAUACUCCAUCAGGGACUUUGUGCACGGCGUGGUUCCCGUGGAGGAGUACAUUCUGGGUAGGGAGUGUUUCUGGAGGAUCGUCCGCAAACACAUCGUGGAGAACCAGCGGCCGCCCAACGGAGACUCGUUCCUGCCCUACUUUGUCGCCGCCAAGGGAGAGCGCACGCCGCGCGUGGAGCACAUGCUGCUGGAGGCUCUGGACUGGGCGGCUGCCGCUGCCGAGCCGGGGGACGCAGCGCGACUGCUGGCGGCCCAGGCAGACCUGCUGGGGGUAAUGGCUGCGGGACGGGGUGGUCUGCGCAGCGGGCCGGCCGGGAACGCCGCCUGGCAGCCGGCGCUGCACGCCCUCGAGCACGAGUCGAUCGGAGCCGGCGUGAACCGCCUGGCCGAGGUGCGCCGCGACUGGCUCGGCUCCCCGGACCGUCUGAUCCGUGCGGCGCGCCACUACGAGCGCGCCGCCCAGACGCUGGUCCGACUCAGUGUGAUGAGAGUGAUGGACCAGGUGGAGCUGUGCCGAGCGGACCGGCCACAGCCGGGGGUCUGGGUGACGGCCCGCUGCCCGGCGCGAGCUGAUAUCGCCGGCGGCUGGAGCGACACUCCACCCAUCUGUUACGAGAUGGGCGGACUGGUGGUCGACCUGGCCAUCACCGUGGACGGCGUCAAGCCGAUCGGAGCGCGGGCACGGCGCACCGCCGACCCCGCGACGGGAGUACGGCUCAAACUGUGCGGACCGCACGGCGAUCAGGUUCUGGAGCUGACGUCUCUCGACUCUAUACGAGACUACACAAGUCCGGCGGCGCCCGGUCAGCUGCUCAAGUGUGCCCUGAUCGUCACAAACAUCAUCAGUCUGGAGAGCGAUACGCCGCUGGCCGAACAACUCAAACAGACUGUCGGCGGCGGUCUGGAGGUGGAGACGUGGUCCCGACUGCCCCAGGGCUCUGGGAUGGGGGCCAGCAGUAUUCUGGCCGCCGCACUGGUCAGCGUCCUAUGGACUGUCUCAGGGAGCGGAUACAGCAAGAACGACGUCAUACAUGCGACACUGUACCUGGAGCAGGUGGCCACCACGGGCGGCGGCUGGCAGGACAUUGCCGGCGGCGUCACCGGAGGCGUCAUCGUCUGCUCGUCACCCGGACAGGAGCGGCACCUGCCGUUCGCCGUCGGUGCCGAGUGGGUCCCGGUGCCGUCCUCCCUACCGGACACCCUGGCCCGUCACUGCCUGCUCGUGUUUACGGGCCGAGUGCGGCUGGCCAGGAACCUCCUUCAGACGGUCGUACGUAACUGGUACGCCCGGGAGCCGCGGCUGGUGGCGACCUUCAGGAAACUGGUGGAGACGGCUCGGCAGAUGUGCGCCGCGCUGGCUGACGGGGACCUGGAGGCGAUCGGUAAGAAGAUGAGCGCCUACAACAGCCAGAAGAGCGAGCUGACGCCGUCGGCGCUGCCCGAGGUGGUGCAGAAAAUCCUCGCCGCGCUGCGGCCUCUGCUGCUCGGAGCGACCAUCAUGGGCGCGGGCGGCGGCGGCUUCCUGCUGGUGCUCACCCGUCAGCCGGACCAGGCGGAGGCGGUGCGCGCCGCUCUGGAGGCCCUCGACAUGCCCGAGGAGCGACUGUCCGUGCACACGCCGGCCCUGGACCGACACGGGCUGGAGGUCACCGUCGGUGACGCCGUGCUGCCGCUCAGACAGCAGUUUACCAACUUCGCCUCGGCGCACACUGGGAACGACUAGGUACCGGGCGGAGCUCCGAGAAACGUCAGACCCUGAGAACUGCCGGUUCGGUGCUCAUGGGAGACAGUCAGCCCAGCGAAUUUACCACAGGCCACUAAGCGCAUCUACGGAACGCACGAUUCGCUACAUGCUUGCCCAGCGGUCUUGGUUACAUCGGCCUGACUAGUGACCGGGCCAAACUCCUGGAGAUCGUAGCCCCCAGAGGAGCUUUGUUGUACCGGGAUGGGGUUUUGUAGACGCUAGAAGAUCGCUAGAUAGGCACCAGUGAGGGUGCGAACGGCUUGCCAGCGCUUAUCGCACGAAAUAGAUGCUAGUGGUGCUACCUUUGUCGUUUGAUAUAUUUUUAGACCCAUAGAGUAUUGUGAGUUGUUAUUGGGUGAUUUUUACAGAGUGCGUCAAUUGUAAAGCGAGGUAAUCCUAUCCGAAAGAAGGCGUUUCGAGUGAGUUGGGCGGAAAGAGGAUGAUAGGCUCGGCAUUUAGCCGUCAGAGAGGCAAUCGAUAUAUUUUGCGCACGACAAAUUCAUCCUGUGAUGUGUGAAGUGCCAUUACGGUCUAGUGUUGUUUGGGGUUGUGUUUAAACACUGACGCUGCGACGGUGUCCGCUAGCGCGCGGGCGGCCCUCCAGCGCAGUUUUAUACAGUUACCGUGUGCUGUGUGUCUGCAUGUUAACUAUCCCCACACAGGUCACCUAGUGAUCCCGGCGCGCCAGUGUCGGCGCUGUUCCCUGUUUGUGUGCAGUGCGCCGACCCAACUAAUCCCACGGCGGCCCGCACCGCGACACGGGUAAAUGUUUGAGGCUGAGCGUUCCGAGACGCCGUCACUGUCGCAGAGCGCACGCGCUGUCCCGUGCUACAAUGUGUGACCAAAGCACCCGUACGGCCGCCUCGGGGCGGCGCUAACCACCGCGGCUGCAAACCAUGUGCUGUGUGAAACACAUAAAUUUGAUACUGCUGCAGUCACA
Amphibalanus amphitrite is the source of this 4648-nucleotide messenger RNA. Its product is annotated as L-fucose kinase-like. The transcript is spliced from 21 exons. NCBI's taxonomy places the organism in Eukaryota, Metazoa, Arthropoda, Thecostraca, Balanomorpha, Balanidae. Gene Ontology annotation, biological process: GDP-L-fucose salvage. Gene Ontology annotation, molecular function: fucokinase activity; ATP binding. The record is from RefSeq and is a predicted model, not a curated record. Bases 205 to 3687 code for a protein of 1160 amino acids.